AUGUUCGCUCCAAGAUCAACUCACUUACCCCGAACGUAUUCAGUGUACAAUAACAAUCCCACGACAUCGAAGAAGAACACAAACAAGGAAAAUGCGAAUGCUCUACCAACGAAAACACCUUCCAGAGCUGGAAAGUCAGUCGCAUCUUCUGCGGGUACAGGAUUGAGAUUGGGUUUAGGAAUCAAGACUGAAGGUAGAGAUAGAAACGUUCUGUCUCAACAACAACAUGCAGUAGGCGGAGGAGGUAAAGGUAAAGGUAAAGAGGGUGAAGAUAUUGAACCCAAGAGGUUAUUCGCACAGGGAUCGUCCAAAUCAAGUACAUCAAUACCACCUUCAAAGUCAUUAUCAUCCAUGCCACAUAUAAUAACAAAGACACCUGCGCCUUCGAGAAAAGUACAACAGGCUCUCAGGACACCUGCACCUAUUCGUAAUUCGGAGGGACCCGGUCCAACGCCAUUAGCAUCUGCGACUAGAACACGUAGGAGAUCGAGACAGUCUCUCUCAAAUAUCAGUCUCACUCCAAUAAAAUCGCAAAUUGAAGAACAGCUGCAACAACAGCAACAAGAUUUCAAAACGCCAGCUCCGAAACAAUGGGAAGAAGAAUUAAGUCUGGGUAGUAUAGAAGAAGUCGUCAAUGAUUUAGCAACACUUCAAGAUGUAAGGGAAGAAGAUGAAGAUGAUGAUGAGAUUGAAUAUAUGCCUCCAAAAGUCCAAGAACUGCCAUUCACACUCGCAUUUGAUCAUCCAGACCUUACAGCUAUAUUUUCAAAACUCACUUCUCUUCCACCUUUAUGGACUCAUUGCGACCGAGUGAUCAUACAAGAAGUACCUGAAUUUGAAAUUGGUGAAACGGAAAUAUCGCUUUUGAACCUUAAAGAUGAUGAAGAGCUAGAAGAAGACUGGUUAAGACCCAAAAAAUCAAUCGCUGUCCAACCUGCAGAAACAGUCAAACCAACUGCCAAACUCCCAGCAGGACGUGUACCACCUAAGAGCACUAGUAUGGCUGGAUCUGCGCCUCAAAUUGGCAAUACGACUCGUCCGAACCCAUCGAGGGGCAUGGUUCGACCAACUACGACCAAUCCAGGGGUCAGGACGAAACCUCCUGCUCCUGUACCCAGACCGCCACCCAUCAGACAAGGACAUAGUGGAACUGCGACACGAGUCAAAGCCCCCGCUCAAAUACCGGUCAGAAAUAAGAAGAUAACGGUGCUGAGUGACGCUGAACGAAUUCUGUUGGAUUCUUGCGUUGCGGAAUUUGAUGAUGAUGUAGAGCUGAAGUUGGAUAUAUGA
This is a messenger RNA of Kwoniella shivajii, 1290 nucleotides long. RefSeq lists its product as uncharacterized. Lineage: Eukaryota; Fungi; Basidiomycota; Tremellomycetes; Tremellales; Cryptococcaceae. The transcript has 4 exons. Bases 1 to 1290 code for a protein of 429 amino acids. The record is from RefSeq and is a predicted model, not a curated record.